GCGAGUGUGCAGUGUUUUCGGGAGCUCCUUCGAGACCGGCGUGGCCUGAAGCGCGCGGGGUUAGGUCAGUGUCAACUCGUCUGCCCGUCACGGACAUUCGCGUUCCUUUCGACGUUUACCUCGUUCGAAUAUGUGAUCCCCGUUGUACAGGAUACCUGGCAAUCGAGCAAUUCAGAACGCUUCCGAUUCGUGGUUCACGGUUAGUGCGGUCGAGCGAGGGUUCGUGGGUGUCGGUUGUGUUGUUCAUAGUGGAGGAAUCAGAGGAUCAUGAUGCCCCCGAUCAUAGGGGAAACGCUACGAGUAUGGUUUCUCUCGGCGUUGGUGGUUCACGGAGCUGUCGCCGGGAAUCCGGACGCGAAACGCCUUUACGACGACCUCCUCUCAAACUACAACAAACUGGUACGACCCGUUGUGAACACCUCGGACGUGCUACGCGUCUGCAUUAAGCUGAAGCUAUCGCAGCUCAUCGACGUGAACCUGAAGAAUCAGAUCAUGACGACGAAUUUGUGGGUCGAACAGUCAUGGUACGACUACAAGCUGCGAUGGGAGCCGAAGGAAUACGGUGGUGUUCACAUGCUACACGUGCCGUCCGACCACAUAUGGCGGCCCGACAUAGUCCUCUACAACAACGCGGACGGCAACUUCGAGGUGACCUUGGCCACGAAGGCCACCAUCUACCAUCAAGGAUUGGUCGAGUGGAAGCCGCCCGCCAUUUAUAAAUCAUCCUGCGAGAUCGACGUGGAGUACUUCCCCUUCGACGAGCAGACCUGCGUCCUCAAGUUCGGUUCGUGGACCUAUGACGGCUUCAAGGUCGACCUAAGACACAUGGACGAAAAAUCGGGAAGCAACGUGGUGGACGUUGGGGUCGAUCUGUCCGAGUUCUACAUGUCGGUAGAAUGGGACAUUUUGGAAGUACCUGCAGUAAGAAACGAAAAAUUUUACACCUGCUGCGACGAGCCGUACCUAGACAUUACGUUUAAUAUAACGAUGAGAAGGAAAACACUUUUCUACACUGUGAACAUAAUUAUACCAUGUAUGGGGAUUUCUUUUCUUACGGUGCUGACGUUCUAUCUACCCAGCGACAGCGGGGAGAAGGUCACGCUCUCCAUCUCCAUUCUCAUCAGUCUUCACGUGUUCUUCCUGCUGGUCGUUGAGAUCAUUCCACCUACGUCGCUGGUCGUGCCGCUGCUUGGAAAGUACCUGAUAUUCGCCAUGAUACUCGUUUCGAUAAGUAUAUGUGUAACGGUGGUUGUACUGAAUGUCCAUUUUCGAUCACCUCAAACUCACAAAAUGGCGCCUUGGGUGAAAAGGGUAUUCAUUCAUAUCCUUCCACGCUUAUUGGUCAUGCGAAGGCCUCAGUAUAAAUUCGAAGCAAAUAGAUAUAGUUCUGGCAGAGUGUUAAUGAGAACAGUAAGGGGGAAAGAAAAAACCUGUUAUUAUCCCUAUCACCCAUCUACUCAAGAGAAUAGCGAAGAACAUUUAACUCCUAAACGAUUUCAUAGUCGUGCUGCAUCAAAAGAAGACCUUUCACCUUCCAGUCUGGCGGAUGGUGCAAGGUUCGGUGGAAGCUGUUUAAUCCAUGGACCACCAUUGCCUCCGCUUCCUCUUCAUACCGAGUGCGAGGAUCUGUCGGUUUCCGGCGAAGCAGGGAUCGAGGAAGUUAAAAGUCCUGUCCUACGAAGUCCUCCAGCUUUCUCGCAUUCGCGUUGUCCUCCAGAAAUUCACAAAUCCUGCAUCUGUGUGCGUUUUAUCGCCGAGCAUACAAAGAUGCUCGAAGAUUCAACCAAGGUAAAAGAGGACUGGAAAUACGUGGCGAUGGUGCUGGACAGACUGUUCCUAUGGAUUUUCACAUUGGCGGUGCUGGUCGGGACAGCCGGGAUCAUCCUGCAGGCACCAACCCUCUACGACGACCGAGUUCCAAUCGAUAAAAAAUUCAGCGAAUUCGCUACCACGACGGUAGUAAACUGCCCGCCGCAAUAGUCCAUGCCCGAGCCCUGCACCGUAGACAAAGACUAAGGACCAACAGCCGGAAGUAACUGUGCUACCAACCCGGAUCAUCCCGCCCUAGUCUUAGGAACAUUAAACUUCAGUACACGAGAUUACGGUAAAAGGGCUCCACUUUGAACGUAUUUCAACAACAGAAGACAACAGACGACGGAUAUUCAUUGAAACUUCUAUUAAAUUGUCCUUUUCCUUUCCAAUAUACGACGUUGUUCCUGUUCUCACGGAACCUUUUAACAGCAAAGAGUACUGGAAUAUUUUUGGAACAAUUGUCGAGAUAUGUAUGUUCUAAUUGAGAAGACGAGAAGAAUUUUGAUUCGUCGUUGACGGAAGAAGCGAUCGAAUUAUACCUACAUAGUCUGCUCAAGUAAAUCGUAAUAUGAAGCUGCCACUACUUAAUCGGGUUACCUUUAAAAGCAACCAACUAAUUAAAAGUACUUGUAAUAAUAAUUUAAUUCAAGCCCUUGCCGGUUCUGAUCGAACAACCGGGACGCUUGAGGGUCGACGAGGGUGACACUAGCGCCUCUGGCGGAGUAGCAGCGAACACUAGUGGCUGCCCAAAUAGAAACUGAGCUUAGGGGCCUCCUGCGGCGAAACUGAGAAACUCCUGGAAGAUUCGUGUGAUCCUCUCGCUAGUGGACUCGUAGUUCAAAGAUUUUCGAGCUGAGAAGCAAUAUUUUCUCUAGAUUCUUUUUUAAAAAUAUUCUUUGUACAAUUAUAUAGCGUCGUACAGAGCCCGAUUUUGUAAUUUGGCCUUUUUUCAGAAUUGUGUCCGAAAAACGUGAAUUACUUUCUCGUAUUUUACUGCCAUUACGCUAGAGGCGCUAGUGUCACACCCGUUGACCAUUAUAGUUCAUAAAGAAAUUUUUGCUGUCGAAAUCGAUCGGUUCCCAGGGGCUAAGGGUUGAAAAAUUGUUGGUACGAUCGCGUGUUUUGUAUAUCCCGUUUAUCCGACACGUUAAGAGAAAUUAUUCUAGGCAUCACGAUCGUAGGUAGCUCGUUGUACGACACGAAUUUAACCCGUAACUUAACGUAUAAUCGAUUAGCUUUAAACAUUUAGAAACGUAACCGUUUAUACGAAUGUAUCUUUAAGGAAAACGGAGGAGGGUGAUCGUUUCUGUGUACGUGCGUCGAAGUGUCGCUUGUGAUUUGUGUUCUCCGAAUUUUAUGAUUAUCCUUGUUUCUUUAACUAGAUCACAAAUUUAUUCGCAUACGAGUAACAUUUAUUUAUGUAAAAUAAUUACAUUUUAUUCCUUUAACGAUAGACACUGUGAAUAUUUAAUACAAAUAUCGUAAAUAAAAUUUACGCUGUAUCUUCAGAAACAAUCCUGAAAUCACAUUUCCUGAAAUGUUCAAGUAUGCGAAUAAGUAUGUGAAUUAUUAUACGUAAACAGUCGUUUUUACUUGUCACACAAAUUACAGAUUCUUGAGAAUGGGUCAGUAUGACAGUGUAUAGGAGGAGGCCCUGUAUAUGUAUAUAGGUUCCUAGCUCCCACCACUUGUACUCUUCAAGUAUAUACUAAAUUUUAUAAUAUUUAAUAAUUAAAAAGUAUGUUAUUUUUUAUCCUAAAUCACUUUUAAUACUAAUAUCGUCAAAAUUAAGGUUCUGAAAAUUUCUUCUUCCCUUGUAACGUCAUUUUCCCUAAGGAAGCCUAUGCUUCAUACUGUACAAGUCAUAUUAGUACAUAUAGUUGUACAUAACGUCACUGAUAAAGCCUUAACGUGGCGACCUUAUUAAGAAGUAUCCUCCAAAGAUGACAAAACGUAAUUAUACUUUGUUCAGUUCGUUCUAAGCUGAUCCAAAGUGCCUACCACAGUCAUUCCGUCAUUUCAAAUAAAUAAUAUACGCGUCUGAAGCGUGUAAUAGGUCUGAAUGCAUUAGCACAUUCAGCUUGGAUGAAAUCUAAAGUUUCCAAACUAGUUGAAAUCAUCAACCGGAUGACAUCAUAAGACGACAAGCUCAACGUACACUGUCGCGCCAAACAUACUGGCAGGUCGUCAACCCAGUCAGGCGUGAUAGCUAUACUGAAUAUUUCAAUGUACCAAUGUAGAUACAACUUGGACAAAUUCGAAGGCUGUCUCAAGAAUCUGUAUUGUACUCCUAUUUUCUCAUAAAUCAUAUUUUCUUUCUUUCAUCGACGAUUUUGACGGACAUCUUCGUUGCAUACACACCGUACUUCGCCUCUGUAGAAAUAUUAUGUAUUUUGUAACAAUGAUGGAAACACACGAAACGUUAAAGUAAUACUUAACUAAUAGUACAGUAAGAACAAGUAAAGCAUACGAAUUCUAAAGCUGAUAGUUGUAGCCGAUUGAACAGCCGUUCAGGUCGUUGUUCAAUCUCGUAGUACGUGGUUGAUGUGUCACUGUGAGUUGUCACGAUUUCGUUUCCGUUUCGUUUAGGAAAUCACGCGGUUAAAACGCCUCGUGCGAGCGGACUGAUAUUCGCGGGAAACGUAAUUCGACGUCGAAGAAUCCGCGGUUCAUUCGAGCUAAUUUUUCACAAUAAAAAGGUCAGCUGAUUUACUGGCUUCGUUUUUUUAUUUUUUUUUUUUUUUUCGAUUCGACAAACCACCGACUCUUCGACGUUUUCAGGCAUAUUUCGUGGCUGAGAAUUCUAGUCUUAACGCAUCAAGGCACGAUGCCUUAUGUCACGUUGAAUUGUACAUACAUUUUAUAGUAGGGUAAAUAUCGGUUCCGUAAAUACUGCCAUUAGGAAGCGUUGUUAGCGUGACUAACGUUUCGAGCCGUUGUAUCGGUUGUCUCUGCCGAAUCUUUAUUAAUCGGUAUCCAGAUUUUUAAAAAAGCAUUGAAAAAAUGGUUAUCGAUUGAUCGAGGCUGAAGCAUGUAGCCAUCAAAUGACAAGUGUAAAAGUAUUUGCUACCUGAUCGAAAAAUCGUCCAGUGAACGCCGAAGCACGUCGUCGAUUCUAGACUCAGAAAGGAGAACAAAUAAAAAUGAAGUUUACUUUGCACUAGAACGAUAGGGAAGAACGCACACAUUUUCUAUGAUAGAGUCCAGUUACUCGUUUACAAAUGUUAAACACUAUAAUUAUGCGCGAUCAGUGUCGAAGCAGCUGUACAAUUAAAGUCCCACCUUGACAAUAGUAUUAAGGGGAUACCCCUGUUUUAACAGUUAUCUUUGUGAAUUUAUUUAAUAAGAACUUAAUAUGUACAGUUUCUUAUAUUUAUAUUCAAAUAUAUUUGACAUUUUAGAACUGUAGCGCAACUGAGGGGAGGGGGUGGGGGUGGUAUCAUGAGCAAUUAACUUCCCUAUUAACUAUUAGACCCAAAAUUACAAAUCACAGGAUAUGAAAUAGAAUUACAAGUGGAGCUCUCUCCAUGGUCCACCACCCAAGAAACUAAAUACUGAAGUAUUUUCCAGAAUUUCAGAAAACAUUAUCGAGAAUAAACAAAAAUAAAUUAAAUUAUUAACAAAAUUUGUUGACCACCCUAUCGGACGAUUAUAGUUGCGCCACUUAAAAUACACUUGUUUGUUAAAAUAUCAGAAGCUUAUUUUUAUUAUUAAAAGCACAGCUAUAAUCGUUAUCUCUUUCAUCCUAAAAAAACAAAAAUGGCACUUUGAAGAGGAAGGUUUGAUUUUUACAAAAAGUUUUGACUGCUGUUGCCUGUAGAAAUGAUAUAUUUUUUAACAUAAAGAAAGUUGGAGACACCCAUUGCAGCCGUGCUUUUAAGAAUGAAAAUAAGUCUGAUAUUUUAACGAGUUAAAUUUUUUGUUUGCAAGAACAUUUUCAAUAUUACUUCAAACAUGUUUGAAUAUGAAUAUAAAAAAACCCGCAUAUUAAGCGUAACUUGUUAAAUAAAUUUGCAAAAGUCGUGUUAAAAAAUGUGCGUUGAAAUGGGGGAUACCCCUUAAGUUGUUGCAUAUCAAAUGGCCGAAUUCGAAACAUAAAAAGUUUGAUACAAUUUGAUGAUAUUAGCGGUACUGCAAAAUAACUCAACAUUUGAAGACCAAUUCGUAAGGGAAGUUACAGAUAGGGACAUCACGCGAUGUCUAAAGUUUCCCUGGCCAAAAUCUACAGAUUUUUAUUUAAAAAAUAUAAUAAUACAAAGUUAUAGCUGUUGAACAUUUUGUAAAUAAAUCGGCCAUUUAAUAUGCAAUUUCAUCGAUGGUUGGCUAUUGUUACUCUGAUAUUUGAACAGUUGUUAACCUGUCGCAGUAGUUGUUUAAUCGUUGUUCAGGUCUGAAACGGAAAACAAGUGCGCCGUAUCUCUAGGUUCUAUUAGCGAAAGUAGAAAGGGAUAUGUAAUAAUUAAGGUGUAAAUAACGUGUACAUAGCUAAGCGUAACGUAAAACAGAGGCUAUAAAGCGAUCGAACGUUUUUUACACUGUUUCAAAAAACUGGGAUCACAGGUUGCACGAAAGAGUCCCAUCAAAUUGUUCAGAAAUUAUCGCAUCGCAAUGAUGGCCGAUAAUUAACGCUGAUCUUAUAACAACGAACAAGUCGAGAUAAUAUCUAGAAGAUUCUUCUAAUUUGCUUUCUUCUUUUAGCAUUUUGCGGUUCUUUAUAUACAUGUUAACACGUUCAGCCGGAUAGUGUCAUAAGACGUCAAGGUGGUUAUAUGGCGCCCUAUGGCGUCAUAAGAUAUCACGCUCAGAGUUUCCAAGAUUAAAAUAACAAUUUUGUCACUAAUUUUCCUCUAGAACGUGUUAAACAUGAUCUUUCAAUAAGUCUAAUUUAUUUUACAAUAAUUUCAGAAUUAUUCUAGGCAAUGGCACUUUAAUUAGGUUCGUGCCCAGGAGCGUAAAGGGUUAACUUUCAGUCAGUAUUAUAAAUACAGUAUUUUCAAAUUUUCACACACAAAUGCUUCGAGUUCGAAUAAAAAGUUCAUUGUUUCGUUGUACGAUAGUUUGUUUAAGUAUGCAUCGUUGACCCCUUGUCUUACGGAAUCGCAUCAAUAUUAUUUAUUUAUACAUUGUAAUUUUUAUUUAACAUAAAAAAGAAAAGAAAAUCGUAAGGCAAGGAGUCAAUUACCGUUUGUAUGUUUCCAGUUAGUUCGUAUCGACUAAACUAGAAUAAAAUCGCGAUACAUUCGACGCUCGAAUCGUUCCUUGAAGCACAAUCUUUCAAUGUGAAAAGAACUUUCCUCCCCCGUAUGUCGAGCGAAAUUUGAAUAAAACUGCGCACACUUCAAACACGAUCGUUAUGCGGGUGUUUCUGGAAACUAAAGAUCUUUUCGAAUAUUUUCCAUGAUUUUAAAGUACUUGACACCUUGUCGACAGGAAACAUUGUCUCCUAUCAUUUUAACACGUUCGAGCCCGAGAUAAGGGGUAUGGUUCAAUUGCCAUAAAGAGAGGUGGUAAAUUUACUCGUUAGGGCUUGAGGUGAUAGGAGCAUCUCAGAGGUCGCAAAUUAAAUUAUUAGAAGUUUGAUACUUUUUCAACCUUUGGCGGACCUUGGAGAGAACCUCCUUGCUACGAGUAGAUUUACCCCAAUGGACUUGAACGUGUUAAAAUAUUUAAAUAAUUUUGAAUCAAAUAAAUCAUAACUACGAACAGAUUACUUAUUUCAUAAUAUAAUUUUCAUAUUUCAAAGUUAUAGAAAUAAUAUUUUUAAAAAUCCUUUAGGUAUUAGAUUAUGUCCCUGUUGAUAAGGUGUUAUCUAGAUUUCAAUUUUGCACGAAAGCAUUUAAGAAUGCUGUAACUUUUGGAAACCGAAGAUAGUUCUUUCGUUAAAGUAUGAACGUUUUUAAGGAAUUUUAUACUUCUCGUAGGAUCGACGAAAAACGAGGAUUCGGUGAUGAUGAAAGAGGGUGGAUUUGUCCACAAUUCUUCUAUUAGGCUUGGAAGCUUCUAAUUGAGAAGAUAUUGCGCGAAAUGCCGAGGAAUUAAGUAGACCAAUCAAAGCUCACUAAAAGUAUUAAACUUAGGAGAAAAGAAUUUGAAUCGCAUUUACACAUCUCAUUUUGACAACGAUUCAAUUAACCCUCGGACAGUCGUACAUUGGGUCAAACAUAAACUAAUAGUUACAUUUUUUUAAGAUAUGUAAAAGUAAAUUUUUAUAUUUCACAUUUUAGCUUUGAUACUAACACCUCUAGCGGAGUAGCAGUGAACAUAAGUGACGACCCAAGUCCAAAUUGAUCGUGAAGGCCUCUAGUGGCGAAACUGAGAAACUCUAGACCGCCAUGUUGGCAUAAAAAAGGUUCAAAUUUAUCGAUUUCGUAGUUCAAAGAUUUUGAAAUUGAGAAGCAAUAUUUUCUCAUGAUUCUUUUUUUUAAAUAUUCUUUAUACAAUCGUAUAGCGUCGUACAGAGGCCGAUUUUGCAAUUUGGCUUUUAAACAUUAUAAGAAUUUGUUCACAAUUUUUCCGAAAAUGGGCCAGAACAUAUUAAAUAGCUGAGCACUGCUGUCCGAGGGUUAAAUACCAUCAAGCUUUCGAUGAAUUCACUGUACAUUCCUCAUUUACAUCUCCUACUACACGUAUUUUACUGUGCCAAGUAAACGCGCGACAAGCCUAUAAAUCGUACAAUGACAAUAAAGAUUGAAGAAGAACCGUUUCAACCAAAAAAUCAGUCAUCGCGAAAUCUGCUCUUUUCAAUUGUCUCAUUGAUCUACUGAAUCGAGACUCAUUUGUAACUGCGGAAGCGACAAAGAUAGAAUUUGAUUAAUUUGUCGCCUCCAAGUCAUCACUUCGUCGCGAGUUAAUUGCUCGCACUCGUUUUUAAUCGACACCCGCGUCCCGAUCUUCGACCAUUAAACACAUUUUCACGCGUCACGUAACGAAAGGUAGCUAAAAUGUUCUGUAAUCGAGAAACAUUAGCUAAACCGUAGGCUAAGGACGAGUAACGAUAAACGAUACGAUUACAUUAUUACAAGAUAUAAUUCUAGCAAAACGAAUGUGCUAUAUAGCAAUAGAGCUAUUAAAAAUGAGACGAUUAACGAGCUGAGAGAAAUUGUAACGGAGAAAAAUAAUCGAGUAUCGAUUAUUAUCGUUAGAUACAACUACCAUGUAUAUCGUUUGUUAAAUAUGUACCUAUGAAUUAUCGACGACCGUCGUUCUUAAGACUACACGAUGUAAGAACGAGAUUCUUGUUGCUUGGUUUUGUAAUCAUGCUUGAUGAAAGCAUUUGAAAAAUAAAACUUGUUGUCGUAGAAA
Messenger RNA from Osmia bicornis bicornis, 9114 nucleotides. RefSeq names its product acetylcholine receptor subunit alpha-like (gene nAChRalpha4). Gene Ontology annotation, molecular function: transmembrane signaling receptor activity; acetylcholine-gated monoatomic cation-selective channel activity. The transcript has 12 exons. Gene Ontology annotation, cellular component: synapse; neuron projection; postsynaptic membrane. Lineage: Eukaryota; Metazoa; Arthropoda; Insecta; Hymenoptera; Megachilidae. Bases 268 to 1980 code for a protein of 570 amino acids. Gene Ontology annotation, biological process: monoatomic ion transmembrane transport; regulation of membrane potential; nervous system process. The record is from RefSeq and is a predicted model, not a curated record.